Amborella trichopoda is the source of this 1912-nucleotide messenger RNA. RefSeq lists its product as uncharacterized. The record is from RefSeq and is a predicted model, not a curated record. NCBI's taxonomy places the organism in Eukaryota, Viridiplantae, Streptophyta, Magnoliopsida, Amborellales, Amborellaceae.
AUAACAAUACUUCGGAAUUAGCAUUCUUCAACUUUUAAGAUCUCCUACACUUCAACCAUGGGGAACAGAGGAGAUUUAACAGAAUCCAAUCAUUUCAAACCCAAAUUUAGUCAUCUUCAAUGGGAGAGAGGUUGAUUUUCCAAUCCUCUAACUUUAAGAGAGAGAGAAUGACAUGACAGAACUUCGUUCUUUGAAUGUACAAAGUGGGAAAUAGGAAAUCAUUUACUAAUUUUGAUCCGGUUCUUAUGCAGUUAACUGUCAAUCCUAUCGACCCAAGAAAAAAAAAUCUAUCCGGAUGACACAGAGAUCAAAUGAACCCAAUGCCAAUAUAACUCUACCCAGAAGAGAGAGACCACAAGUCAAAAGAACACCCAAUGCUUUCCAAAUUUUAACUCCGAUUCCUCUGCAACAACAGUCGAUCUCCAACCACCCGACAAAAAAUUAACACUCAAAAACCCAAAAGCUCAGACUUUUCCCUCAACCCAAAAUCCAACCCCUCCCUCCUCUGCAUGUCCCCUCCUCUCUCUCUCUCGCUCUACUCUCUCUCUCUACCUAUGGGUUGCUCAGGCUCUAAGCCAGAGAUCGAUGAAGAAGCCCUAGGUACCUAUAGCCAAUUGCGACCGGAUUCAGGGCUUCUUGUUGGGAGAAAGACGAAAAGCCUCUCGGCAAAAGACCUAUUUGGUUGCAGGGGAACCGGUUCUCCGUCCGAUUCUUUGCACAAUCUUUGCCGGAAAAACAGAGUAGCCCAUGCUUCACAAGAAAGCAUUGACUCACAGGACGAAAUUCAGAUCGAAUUCCCCCCGGAAAAGGUGAUUGAGGUUGAAAACUUGGGGUUGCCGGAAAAGGUGAUUCAGAAUGAAGUCUCGCCAGAAAAAAAUGUGGGGUCGCCGGAAAACAACGCAGAGGAGAUAGAACCAAUCGUUUCUGAAGAGAAAGAAUUGGCUACAGAGAAAUCAGAAGAGAUUAAAGAAACUGAGAAACCAGAACAGGAGAGCGAGGUGGUAAAUGAAAUGCCGAAAAAAGAGAGAGAGACGCCGAAAAAGAAGCAGGAAAAUAAUUUCCCGGAGAUAACACCCGGAAAUCUUUUUCCCGUGGGCAAAGUGGAAGUCGUGGAGUCGCCAGGAAGUAAAAUACCGGCGAGGGGGGACCAUUUCCCGGUCGAGUGGCCGGAAAAAGAGGAGGGAGGGGACAGUGGCAAUAACGUAAAUGUUAGGGGCCUUAAUGUGAAUACUUUCAAGGUUAUUGAGGACGAGGAAUACGUGCGUAGUUCUCCAAGUUUUAGGGAAUAUUAUUUUGCUUCUCUCAAAGAGACCGGUGAUACUUCUAAUGACUCUGCUGGACCACAGGAUUCCAAAGAAAACGGUAAGAGUGGGAACAAGAACAAGGAUGGUGAUGACAAAGGAAGCCGUGAUUGUGGGGAGGAUAAAGCAAACAAAAGAAUCAUGAGAAGGAAAUUCCAGGCAUUGGCAAGAAGCACUCUUCUCGUAAACAAUCUGCUGAGCACUCGCUACUGUUACAAGCCUAGCGACCAUGACAGGCCUCAGCUCCUGCCCAAGAAACCAGACAGUGCAGAGUCAGCGGAGGAAGUCCACUAGAAGAAUGAAGAUCUUCCUCUCAAAGCUUAGGUUUUUUUGGUUGGACCCUGGCUUAAGAGAGAGCGAGCUCCAAGCCUCCCCCAGAAAACAAAAACGAAAAAGGACUAGCGUAUUUGACGUUCCUGGAGCCAUGUUUGUUUGUGUAUGCCUGUGUGCGUGAGUAUGCAUGUAUUAGACACUCACUCUUUCUUGUUGCAAUGGAAGACUGAAGAUGCAUCAUAGGUUUUUAUGAUAAAAUCUCAAGGAAACUGAUAGGAAGAUUUGGCCACUGUAUCAUUAUCUUUAUGUAAUAAUAUCAUAAUAUAGGAGUUUGUGCA